UUGUUGUAUUGUCAGCGUGUCGCAUUGUUGGUGUGUCUCCUGGAGUAAUUAGUGGAAUUGCGGUGAGCGCGAUACGAACGCGCCUUACACUUCAGCAUCGCGGCUUUCGGGACCGGAAUUCCAGGCGACGCUGUUUCGACACCACUCUCACGCGAACGAUGGCGGCUAUCGAUGUCAGAGACGACGUGCUCUGCUACCUUGAGAAAGAGACUUGCAUGGUUGGCGAAAGCUCAAUAGACACCGAAUCGGAAUCAGAAGAACAUGACGAAAGCCACUCUCUUCGCGCUCAAGUCACGUCUCAGACGAACGAAGUUAUCCUCAGCCACUGGCCCUUCGAAAGCGAUGCAGCGCGGAACUCAUACCUCGGCAGAGACCUGCCAGGACUAGCAUGUCUCUGUUUUCCAUUUGCGCUCGACGAAAGGAUACACCUCAUCGCAAGACUUUUUUCAAUCGUAUACCUGCUGGGCGAGAUCGUAUCCGAGCUAGACGGCGACGAUGCAGAAGAAUGUCUCCAGAGUCUGAUGCAAGCUGUGAAGGGAUACUGGGCGGACAGGACACAAGCAGAGGUGUGGAUGCUUUGCGAUCUCUUCGACGAGAUUCGAAGUCAUGAGUACAUUAUGGUGGAGGAUAUCAUCGAGGCCACUUGGAGAUAUCUUGAGCUUCGCACGGUGCGGAGAGGGCGGCGGACGAAGCGUGAAGAUAGGCGGCCGGGAUUCCAGAGUACUUUCGUUGAAGCCGGUGUGCUUUUGCCAUUGCAUCGUUUCGCGACUGGGCUUAUGAUCGAUGAGGAGGAGUUCAAUUUUGGUAAUCAAGAGCUGCUGGGUAAUACAGUUCGAUCAUAAUAGUAAUGAAGCCUGCACAGCUAGGCGUCGCAGCUGGGAAUGUCAUUCGUGGCUCAGUGCAGUCGUCUGUGAGGACAUGUGCCAGUGGUGUUAGACGUGAGCUGCCCAUGCAGUCCACAUGCUGAGGACGAAGUGAUCACGAUGCCCCAGACAAUUGUGCGUGCGUCGCAUGUGAAGACGCAAGACUCGUAGUUGGCUUGGCUUGUCGGACAGCUGAGCCUCGUUUGCUGGCAGGUUCGCGGGUGCACUGAGCAGCUGGACGGCAAAAGUGCCCUGCAUCCCACGGCGCUGAGCCUCGUGUGGUUGGCGAGUCUGGUCACGAAGGACAUUUGUUCGGUAGUGGG
Cercospora beticola is the source of this 1186-nucleotide messenger RNA. RefSeq lists its product as uncharacterized. NCBI's taxonomy places the organism in Eukaryota, Fungi, Ascomycota, Dothideomycetes, Mycosphaerellales, Mycosphaerellaceae. The record is from RefSeq and is a predicted model, not a curated record.